Molecule: messenger RNA, 6543 nt
Organism: Diuraphis noxia (Russian wheat aphid)
Lineage: Eukaryota; Metazoa; Arthropoda; Insecta; Hemiptera; Aphididae
Product: SLIT-ROBO Rho GTPase-activating protein 1-like
Biological process (GO): signal transduction
Molecular function (GO): protein binding
Source: RefSeq, a predicted model, not a curated record
GUGUCGUACGAGAUGGUUUWCGAUGUCGUCGUCAUGUGACGUUCUAUCUUGUACAAUAACAACAAUAAUUCGUGUGUGUGUGGGAGAGUAUUAUACAUAUUAUUAUUAGAGUAAAGUUAUAAUUAUUAUUAUUUUUGUAUUAAUAUAACGCUAUUAUCCGUUUCGUGUGCGCGUGUGACGGCGGCGUAUCCGAAGACCCUACCCGACCGAGUUACGAAACUCGAUAUUAAUAUUAUAAUAAUAAUAUAAUAUCAGUAUAAUUUAACAUAACUAUUAUUACUAUUAUUAUUAUUAAUAUUAUCGUAUUGUAUUGAAUGGGGAAGAUGUCUUCGGGCACCGCGGGUGCCGCUGCAGCCGCCGACGAGAGGACGAUGACCGCAAAGGAUAUCCGCCUCCAGCUUAACGAACAUCUACGAUGUCUGGACAGUCGAGUCGAAGCACAAGUAUCCUUGGUAUCCGAACUUCAAGAUUACUUCAGAAAACGGGCCGAGGUAGAAAUGGAUUACAGCAAAAGCCUGGAUAAAUUAGCUAAAAGUUUACAACUACGCCACAAAGAACAAAAACAAAAGAGAGAGCAGUGGUCGCUGUUUACCAGCUACUCGUGUUGGCAGCAGCUGGUGUUGCAAACGAAAAAUCUUAGUAAAGAUCACGGGGCGCUCAGUGAGCUUUAUUCUACUCAUCUAGUCAGCAGAUUGUCUCAGGUCACUGAAGAUGUGCAAAGRAUAUAUAAAAGAUGCCGAGAGAUUUGUUACGAAAUCCACGAGGAAAUAUUACGGGUUCUUCACGAGCUGCAUACCACCAUGAAAACAUAUCAGUCGUAUCAGGCGGAAGCCAAACAGGCAGAAGCGAAGCUUAAAGUGGCUGAAAAUCAAAGACUGAAAAUCGAACAGGCAGUUCCUAAAGAAAAACUCGAUAAGUCGAAAAAAGUUAAACUUAUCGGGAAAGAAGUUCAAAAAAGAAAGAACAAAUACUUCGAYGCUAAACUAAAAGCAUUGAAAGCUCGCAACGAGUACAUUCUGUGUCUGGAAGCAACCAAUAGCACAGUUCACAAAUACUUUGUCGAUGACUUAUCCGAUCUAAUGGACUGCAUGGAUUUUGGAUUUCACCACUGCGUGACCAAAGCUUUAAAGAUGCAAACAUCGGCGGAAGAAGGUCGUAUUCAUUCCAUGCAAGCUGGCCUAGACGCUACUAAUCUAAUUGUCUCAGCUAUGGACUCYGGUGUGGACAAACAACGAUUUUUAGAAUUUAACCAUACCGCGUUUAUGAUACCUAAGAAAUUUGAAUUUCAAGGACAAAAAGAUGAGUAUGCGGAACCAGAAUUGCAAAAGUUGCUCUGUGCUGAUAUGGAGACGAGGUUGGAACAACUGAAUCAAAGAGUUACGAGCCUGCACACAGAGUCCGACGAGGUGUGGAAAACAUUGGCUACUGCUGAAAAAACUCUUCUGGAGAUGCUUACUGCCAAUGACUACGAUUGUAGCAAUUAUUUCGGUGAAAAAGCGAUUCCGACGAGCAAACCACCGGAAACCAUUAGUAUUAAGUUGCGAGCAGACAAACACGAGACUGAAGAAUUUUAUCUAACCAAACUACGUGAUUAUCUCAUGAGAACCAGUCGAAUCGUACGUCUAGAUGCCAAACAGCAGCACAUUAACGAAACGUUAACGUCCAUAUGUUGCAAGCGUCCCCAAAAUGGCAACGUCGAUUUGACGCCCGCUAAACUUACUCCUCAGCGACCGUUGCAUAAACCRAUUGUCCGAAGGAAAAGGAUAGGUAGGCUACAGAUGAACGGUCAACCAAAACUGUUUGGCGGGUCCUUGGAGGAAUAUUUGGAUGCAACGAAUCAAGAGAUACCAUUGGUUAUCAAGAGCUGUAUUCGAGUGAUAAACUUAUACGGUCUUCACCAUCAAGGAAUAUUUAGAGUGUCCGGUUCACAAGUAGAAAUAAACAAUUUCAAAGACGCUUUCGAGAGGGGCGAAGACCCGCUUGCUGAUAUGACGGACGCCUCAGACAUAAACUCCGUAGCCGGAGUGUUGAAAUUAUAUUUGCGUGAACUCCGAGAACCUCUKUUCCCAAUCAUUUAUUUCGACCAAUUUAUGGAACUUGCCCAACUCGAAUCACGUCAUAAAUUUGUGUUGAAAAUGAAAGAACUCGUUCAAAGCUUUCCAAAUCAAGUGGUUGUCAUGUUGAGAUAUUUAUUUGCGUUCCUAAACCAUUUGUCCGAGUUCAGCGAUGAAAACAUGAUGGAUGUAUACAAUCUGGCUAUUUGUUUUGGUCCGACAUUAGUGCCGGUUCCCGAAGAAAAAGACCAAGUCCAGUACCAGAACUUGGUCAACGAUCUCAUAAAAAAUAUAAUUCUAUUCCACGAAGACAUAUUUCCGUCGCCGACGGAUAUCGGUGGGCUUGUGUACGAAAAGUACAUAUCCCGCGAGCCCGAUGACGUUGACGUGGGCGAUUCACCUUCUGACCAUGCCCAGGAGGACAUCGACUCUGAGGUUUACCCAUCAGAAGACGACGAAGAACGUGAGAAACCUGCGGUUGAACCUUGCGCCAAGUCCAUCACGUCCUCGGACGAUUCGACCAGACGACGGACGUCAAGCUCAAACGAUUCAGUGCUGUCCGAAUCCGCUGCUUCCGGUUACUCGUCGCCGCCGCUGGCCGACGUUCCGUGGCCACCGAACUCGGUGGGCUCCGGGACUGCGGCCGGAAGAAACUCUGCGUCGUCUUCGCCGCACCGCCGAGCCGUGGCCGACGCGCCCACUCACGAGAUGGGCAGCACCGACAGCUUGGACUCGGGCAAGGACUCGGCGUUAGACGAACAGUCGCCACUGCACGAUGGCAUGCCAAAGAUCCCCUGCAGGCAGCAGCCGCCGAUCGCGGAAGGGCGCCGGAAACGAGCGGAAAAGUACUCGACGUCGUCGCCGCCACCGGUUGCUGCUCGCGAACACCACAACCGGUCAAAGUCGGCAGACUGCUGUGGCGUCAGUGCCGGCGACGAUGACGGUUCGCGGGCCAAGACCCACGCCAAAAGCCUGAGCGUGGGCGACGACUCGUUCGACCACAAGAUCCARCUGUGGCGGAAGCGGGCCGACUCGCAGGGAUCCAUCGACCGGAAACCGCUGCCCGCCGUCCGGCACCAGCUUCAGCAGCACUCCGUCGACACGAAGGCUCCGGGCGGAGCCCCCGAUCUGGUCAUGGACCUUCCGGCCAGGACUUCCGGCUGCGCGGUGACUCCGCAGGACGCGGCAGCCACCGCCGCGGCUCAAGAACCCGACAGCCCGGACAUGGGCACGGCCGCAGAGCGUUUCGCCAAGCAGAACCAAUGCACGUUGAAAAAGUACAGCAAACCAUUGCCCGCCGUCCCACAGCUGGCCAACGGCGGCGGCGACAAGCCCGAACUUCCGCCCAAGUUGACCAAGCCUCCGCUCAAGGCCAAGCCGCAGAUAUUCAAAAAACCUGUCUUUCUCGCGUCCGGAAAAGUCAAUAACGACGGACCGAUGCCACCACACCAUCCUUAGUAGUAUCUACGUUCAUCUAUUCCUAUACCGGAUACGACCGCGACCUGUAGUGGGACUUCCAGUAUUGGUUUCCUAGUGCAAAACUGUGUCGACGACCUCCAUCCCACAAAUAAGGAUAUAUAUAUUAUAUUGUACGAUCGCCUACAACGAAUAUUAUAACGUUAAUUAUUUCAUUUUUUUUUUUUUUGCAUACCAUUUAAGUAGGGAUCCACCCACUAAAGCGACUGUUCUUCCCUGUGAUCUUUCUUAGUUAUGUUACCGCAAACACUCGUCAACCCGUCGCCUUUAACCGUGGGCUAUACAGUUUGCUCACAAUUUUGUUGGCCAAUCAGAAUUUGACUUUUGGUACAACGGUCGUCCCUGCAGUAUCAUCACCACGUAAUAUAAUAGGUACCRCUUAGCAGUCGCCAUUGUUGACGCGAUCGUUUCAUAUAAUAUCCAAAAAAAACAUUACGCGUGUAGCCUAUUACAUAAUAGUAGUGCUAUGUCCUAAGAAUAUUUCUAAUCUUCGACAAACGGUCAUUCCUUUUUCAAACCAUUCUUWUUAAAAUAUUUAUAACAUAUUUAUUUAUUUAAACAUUAUUUUUUAAUCGAUAUUAUGAUACCAUACUAAUUUUACGAUACUAUUACAAUACGUCAUUUUUUAGUAAGUAAUUUAAAUAUUCUAUGUGUGCAUUUAAACGUCGUUCGCGUGAGUGUGUGCAGUUGCCUACGUACCCGAGUGUUUUACACGAAAACAUGAUAUACAAACAAGAAUCAUAGCAUAUUUUAUUGAAUCGAACCUGAUCUCAUGUAUUAUAACAAUAUAAUAAGUAUAAACCAAUAAUUGUUAUCCAAAGUUACUGUAUUAGAUUCUGCGGACGGAGUUUUUACGCGGCAACGCGAAGGCCUAUAAUGAUAAUAYGAUAUAUUUAUUAAUUUUUUCGAUCACGCUCAAAUCGCGUCCGAAUACUGAAUAAUAAUAAUAUUAUAUAAUAUGUGUAUGUAAACGUAAUUUACAAGCGCCCGUUUGGCUUGUUCGGACAUUUUUCGAUCGAGACCGUUGUGAAUGGCACUCAAUCUGAAACGRUCUCGGCGAGACCUGCCACGAACGUCUGAAUUCCGAGAGGAUCGCACCGCGCCCGCUCCCACGUGGACAAUAAAAACGUAAUGAAUUGUCGAGCUCAUUGAAUUGCGUCGAGACUGAAAAUAUUUUCGUGCUUUUACCCUUUUUAAGAGUGGAACGAGACUGAUUGUAUUAGAAUUUUAUGAAGAGAUCAUGAUAAUAAUAUAAUAUAAUAAUAUGUGAUUUGUAGAUUUUGUUUAGUGCGCGGAAUUCGAGGGAAAAAAUGUAAGUCAAACUUUAUAAUACAGAUUUAAGUGAUGCCCAAAUUUUGUGUUCCGUUUUCAACCAAUCUGUUCGYGCGUGUAAUAUGUAUAUAAUAYUGUUUACUCCUCGUUGUAAGGUACCUAGCUACAAUGUUCUCAUCAGGACACCAACGACGUCACACUGAAAAAUUACAACAAUAAUCAAUAUAUUAGUUUUUGGGCGCAGAUACUAAGGGACGAGGGCCAUAUUUUAUAGGACCUAGAUACAAUAACGUUAACCCGGCGCCCAACGAAUUGUAUAACAUGUAUGAUGAAAUUAUUUCGUUUUGUAUUACGCUAUUCCCAUAUAUUGUAUUAUAUUAAUUAUUAGACACUAGACAUAUGUAAUAUAUAAUAUACACAUUCCCAUCUGAACGGCCCUCUUCCCAUUUUUUGAUCCUGGUUCCGUGCCAGUAUUUGUUUCCACUGCGAUAUUUUAUAAAUCGCAUUCGUUUUAAAUAUUAUAUUAUAUACCUUUUUAAUAUUACAUAUAUGUUUAAUAUUAUUAUAUAUUAUAUCUAAGCGUACUUCCAGAAAAGAUUUUGCGUACUUGCAUCAAAAUCGUAUUAUUAUUAUUAUUUUUUUAAAUUGUUGUAAUAUUAUUUUUACCGUUAUUAUUGUCAUUAUAUUUUUUAUGUUGCAAUACUUUGGACGGGUAAAUUAUGUUAACGUGUGUAUAACGACUUGUAAACGCCAACACAUUGGCCAACCGAAAUGUAUUUUCCAUUUUGAUAUUGUUUUGAAACCGUUAUUUUAUACAUAAAUUCAUUAUUUUAUGUCGACAGGGUGAUACCAUAAACAUACUCGUCCUCCGCCAAAAUAUGAGAUUGAUGUAUUAUUGUUCUACCCAUAAAAGUAUUUUUUUAAAACGAUUAUUAUUAUUAUUAUCAUUGCAUUAUUGAUAUAAUUAUGUUAUGAUCCGCGUAUAAAAUUCUAAAACAAAGAAAUUUAUUUUUUACGCUAAAAAAAAAAAAAACGUUUGAUAUUGUCGAAAUAUAUCCCCCACCUCCGGGUGACGUUCCGACGAAAUAUAACAAAAUCAUUAUUUUCGUCCCUAUAUUAAUUAUAAUAAUAUUACCUACGUGACGUAUAUAAUAUAGUUCAAUGCCCAAUCGGUUGCCAAACGUUCCCCUAUUUUUGUACGCGCCAAAUGUCUUGUUUUUAUUUAUAUAAAAUAAGUAUGUAAGUUAUGUCCCAGUGCUCUAUAUCUCAUUCUCUCUCCAACUGUCAUUGUGCAUCUGUCUAUUAUCUCUCUCCGUACAUGUUUAAAGUAUUUAAUAAAUUACAUUAUAUUAUAUUGAUAAGCGUGCGUGCAUUUGUAACCCAGUGCGUGUGUGUGUGUGUGUUUAUACAUUGUUAUCGUUGUCAGCAUCCUGAAACGAGUAUUGAUUGUGCAAAGAUACGACGUAUGUAAUCCGAAAAUGUAGUUAAAUCGAAUCGUCGUAUCAUGUAUCGAGCACCGCAAAUGGACACCUGUCCUACUGCGUUGUAGUCAUUGCACUGUGUUUAGGAUUUUUUUCGACUUUUAGUUUUGAUGAUCCUAAUCGCUGGUAUUCUUCGUUUUUCUUCCAACACACUUUAUCGAUGGCGGUCUUCAGUACAUCCUCCAUUUUUUCAACUUUUUACAUUAUUUUGUUUUGUCAAUAAAUAAAUUAGUUAAUUAAAAAUCAUUCAACCAAAUUCA